GACUUAUAACUUAUCAACUGUUAAAUCAGUAAUGUGAAUUAAAAAAUGCUUCUACUCAAAAUCCUUUCGUUUUUAUUAGUGUUGUGUGUAUCAAAAUGUGCGGAUAAGAAUAACUAUAAAGAACAGUUUAAAGACGACUACAGAGACCUAAAUAAUAAUACUAUCGAUUUCAAUAAAUAUUGUUCUGACAAAUGGUGUAUACAAAAAUGUUGCCCUCCUGAACACUGCAUUAAUAUGAACGGUUUAUGUAAAAAAUGUGAAGUGAUUCGUCGGAGGUUACAAGAAAAAUACAAAGAUCUAUUUAAAUUAAUUAAUUAUGAAAACAUUAGCUUCUAUUCAAACACGGAGCCUAGGCAGAGAAUCAAUCACAAAUUUGCAUUCAUUUACAACUAUAAAGAAAGGCCGAGCAUGUUUACACCAUACGACAACGAAUAUUAUUUUUCGGAGAACGCGGCCAUUCACGUGUAUGAUGCCAUACAUACAAAACAAUGGCGUACACUUCCUCCUGAAAAGUAUUGUGUGGACUUCAGACUCCUAUAUCUUAAAAAACAGAUGAGAAUGUUAUUAGUAAUCAAGGAAUAUUUUACGCCACCGAAAAUUAAUCCAAUAAAUGAGACCCUACUUCUAAUAGGUGUGACAAUAUCAUCGGUGUUUCUGCUACUCGUAUUUAUAGUUCACUGCAUGUUAAAAAGGCUCCACUCGUCUUUCACUGGACUUUUAAUGAUGGCUUACACAAUAACAAUUCUACUAGGAUUUAUAAUUAAAGUUAUCAUGCAGGCAACCAUUGCACAUUUGAGAAAUGACAGCUGCAAAAUAAUAACUCCUUUCCUAUAUUUUCUGUUGCUGUCGAGUUUUUUCUGGUUGAAUGCUUUCUCAUUCUGUAUAUGGAGGGGAUUAAGAACUAAUUUUGGUAUUUAUAAAGUAACGAGGCGGGACAAGCUGGUCAGCUUCAGCCGGUACGGUCUGUACGCAUGGGGCGUGCCGCUGCUAAUCACUGGAGUCGCCGUCUACUUUGAUAACACCGACAUCACUAAAUUGAAAUAUAUUAUCAAACCACCAUUCGACGACUGUUUCAUAAAUCAGUAUGGAAUUGAAAGGUACUACUAUAUACCGCUAGGUAUAAUAAUGUUUAUAAACAUAGUCUUGUUUAUUAUGACGAUUUACCACAUAAUGACAACUACGAACUCAACAAAAAACAAUGCAGAGUUCAGACGAAGUGGCAGGGAAAACAGUUACAAGACGUAUAUGAAACUAUCACUUACAAUGGGCAUCAGUUGGGUUCUCGAGUUGAUUCCCAACCCUGACAACACAUUCCUUUUCAUCCUGAACAACACUUACAACAGUCUUAUUGGAGUCAUCAUAUUUUUCGUGUACAUUUGUGACAAAAACGUUUUAACUGAAUUAUGCAAAAAGUUCAAUAUUCAAAAUGAAUUUGUUAUUAAACUAGCGCACCGCAAGUCCCUGUUCAGACUAGCGAGGUCGAGGAAGAUACAUCGUGAAGAAUUAUCUAGCAUGCAAACUGCUACCACAGGACUAAGUUCCGAAGUCGAAAAUAAAACUACUUUAAUUUAAUUUAAUUUAAAAUAAAUAAAUACC
Messenger RNA from Spodoptera exigua (beet armyworm), 1596 nucleotides. Lineage: Eukaryota; Metazoa; Arthropoda; Insecta; Lepidoptera; Noctuidae. The record is from the annotation of a GenBank genome assembly.